AUGCAGGGAAACCAGGGAUCAGGGAUUUGUGCUGCUGGCACGCCUGGGGUUGCUGAUGGGACUCUUGUGACAGGCACUCAGGCGAGGGAGAACAGUAGGGAGGCAGGAAAAGACGAUGGGAGCGAGGCAGGGAGCGAGGCAGUAGAUGUAUCUUGGAGUGAUGAUGCGGGCAAGGGUGCUGGAGCUGGACACAAAGGGGUUGGGAGGAGAAGGAAGAGAAGGCACCAUGGUGGAGGUGGCAGAAGGAAUGGUUGUGUUGAUGCUGGUGAGUGCUUUGACGAGGAGAACGGUCAGGAGAAGAACGGUCAGGAGGAGGGUAAGGAGGAAGGCAAAGAAAAAUUGAAAGAAGUAGGUUACAGUGAAGACAGGUUGAGGUACCAGGACAAGGGGAGGCGAUGGGAAGAGGAGGGGGAAGAGUCGGAGGAGGAGGAGGAGAGAGGGAGUGGUGAGAGGGAGGAUGAUGACUGGGUGCCUUCUAGUGUGGGCAGUGACAGGAGAGUGGGUUCUUCUGCUCGUGCCAAAGACUCAACACCCGCCUCUCGUCUUUCCACGGGUGCUACUCGUCUCUCCAAGGGUGAUACUUGUCUUUCUACGCAGAUCACUCCCUCGUCUGCUCAUUCCUCUUCUUCCAAGGGAUGUGUCCGUAUACUUUACCCUCCCCCAAUAACCUCACAGCAGCUGCAGCAGCAGCAGGGGCGGCAGAAGCAGGGUGGCCGCUUGUGUGCUUCUGAAGGCGCUGCUGAUGCUGCUGAUGGUGCUGAUGGUGCUGGCAUGUGUACCACUAGACGCUGCCUGCUCACCUGCUUUGGAGCGUGCAAGUACAAGAGCCUAGGGGAACUAGUGAGUGGCAAGGAGGCCGUGAGUGGCAAUCACAGGAGCAGGGCAAGGGGGGCAACUGCAGGGAAGGAAACCACAAGGGACGAUCUCAGAAGGAGCCACAGGGUAGUUGCGAAGGGCAUGGAUUCGGAACGCAGUGAGGAAAUGGGGAGUGCAGCAGUGGGUGCACCAGGAACGGUGCAUGCAUGGAAUUUCGGGCAUGUUUCAAGUGAUGCAGAUAGAGUGGCUGAAACGGUUCUAGGAGGCGGGACUCCCAAACGCAGGCGCACAGCAAUGCGUGCGCGUGGAGAGACGGCUGUUGAGGCCUCUCAAACAAGCAAGGUUCUAGAAGCGGUGCUAGAGGGUGGGACGCCCAAACGCGGGGCAGCAGCGGUGCGUGUGUGUGGACAAGACGUUAGGGUAGAUGCAGAGAUGGUGAAGGAAGAGGAUAAGGGGGAUUGUAAGGUUGGGAUUGAUGGGGAGAAAGGGCAAGAGAAUAAGGGGGAUUGUAGGGAAGUGGACAAGGGGGAGAAGGUGGAGAAGGAGCAAGGGGAGAACGGGAGGAAAGAAUUAGAAAAAGGAGUGAGGGAGAUUGUGCGGGAGAAAGAGAAGAAUGUGAGAGUGGUAACAAGGAGCCGCGGGUUAGGGGUACGGGGCAAGAGGGGGAAGGAGGAGGAGGGGGAGGUGAUGGUGGAGGAGGAGGGAGGGCAAAGGGCAGAGACGGAUGGGCAAGUCACAGGCAGGGAGCAUGUGACUGCAAAGCAUGGGCCAGAAGCAGGCAGGCAACACGUGACUGUAAAGGAUGAACAAGAGGAGGCAGACACGCAGGACGUGACUGCAGCAAAGCUGGCUCAGUCAGGCUGCAAGGGGCAGCAUGAGACAGACGGCGAUUGUGUGGAGAAAGGUGUUGAGUCGACUCAGAAGACAGGCUAUGAGGGGCGGUGUGAGACAGACGGUGAGUUGGUAGAAAAAUGGCUCUCCUGUGAUGAGUGUGGCAAGUGGAGGAAGGUUCCCGGAAGCUACACCUAUCCGGACGACCAGCUCUGGUUCUGUGGGUUGAACCCUGACCCUGCCCGACGGGUUUGCUCCGACCCAGAGGAAUCCGUCAGUGCUGACUCAGACAUUUCUUCGCUGCCCGGAUUUUGCCCGGCUGAGGAGGCUUUUGAUGACGGGCUGUCCGCAAAUGUUUCGCUAUUCGUGGAGAAGAUCAGAGGUGGUUUUAGGCGGGCUGAGUCGGAGUUGGAGUGGAGUGACGUGGAGCAAGGGGGGGAGGUGGGUCAGGGGGAGAUGGGUCUGGGGAAGGUGGGUCUGGGGGAGGUGGGUCUGGGGAAGGUGGGUCUGGGGGAGGAGGGAGGAGAGGCAAUCACGGCAGCAGCAGAAGAGGAAGAGGAGGAAAUGGGCCACGACGAAACUGCUGCUGCUGCUGCUGCUAGUAGUGCUGACGUGGCACAUAGGGAUUAUCAUUUCGUCUCGUCUGCCACUCUGAUUGUGGUCCCCACCACGCUCGUCAGCCAUUGGCUGACGCAGAUUUCCCGCCACGUAGCGCCAGGGGCUCUGCGCGUGUUUGUGUAUGACGGGGUCAAUCAGAAGGCGCCAGCUGUCCACAGCUUGGCGUGGGAUUAUGAUGUGGUUGUAACCACGUUUAGCAGGCUGAGUGUGGAGUGGGGGGGAGGGGAGGAUGGAGAGAUGGGAUGGAGGGGGGAGGAGGGGGAUUGGGCGAGUGAGGGAGAGGGGUUUGGGCGUGAGGGUAUGUGGUGUAAUACAGAGGACGAGGAGGAGGAGGGAGAGGAGGAAGAGGGUGAGGACCAAGGGAAGGAAGAGGAAGGAGAGGAGGGUGCAGGGACAAGGGAACGACGGCGGUCGGCGGCCUCAGCGGGCGGCGAGGAAGCGGGUCCGGCUGGGAGUGUAGGAGAGCCGUCGGAUCGCGUCCCCGCUGCUGCGCAUCCAUUGGCUGAGAGUGAUUCUGGACGAGGGGCACACGCUGGGUGCCAGCCUGGCAGCCACCAACAAGCUGCGCAUGGCUGUGGCUCUGAGGGCGGCACGGAGGUGGAUUCUCACUGGCACACCCACCCCCAGCACCCCGACCAGCCAGAUGCAGGAGCUGCUGCGCUUCCAGCACGACCCUGCGUGCCGUGUGCUUCUAAUGGACGGCACUGGGUCACUCGGGCUCGGGUCCUGACUGACAGCGGGGUGCAGGCGAAGCAGAGGCAGGCACAGGAGGCAGCACCAUCCUGCUCGCCCUUGCACUCCUCUCCUCCUCCGCUUCUCCCCUUGCUUCCCCUUCUUCCUUCGCUUCCCCGUGCUUCCCCUCUUCGCGGGGCGCAGGCGAAGCAGAGGCAGGCAAGGGAAGCAGUGGCGCGCAACGCGAUUCUGCUCGCACUGAAGCUCGUCCGCACCGCUGACUCUUCUCUGCCACUCUCGCCCUCCAACCCCACCUCCCCUGCUAAACCACUCUCCUCCCCCCACCCUGUCUCGCCCGCCAAGCUCCUCUCCUCGUCUCUCUCUCUCCAACUCUCACCUUUCAACACCACCUCCUCUCCCAACCUCCUCUCCUCCUUCCAAGCCUUCUCCCCUGCCAAACCCCUCUCCUCCGCCCACCCCCUCGGUUCCCCUACCCCCCUGUCAUCCUGCCAGUUCCUCACUCGCUCCAACCUCUCACUCUCCCCCUCCCUCUCCCUGUUGGCAACUUCCUUGCAGCCUCCUGCCUCUUCUAGCCCUCUCAAUGCAUCCCUCUCCCCAGCUGGCCAAUCAGCAGUGAAUGGGUACUGCUUGCCUGCCCAAAGCCCAUCGGAUGCUGGUCAGCACAAGUCAAUGUUUGGGCCAGGCACAUGUGAGGGAGGUACAGCUGCUGAAGGCGCAUUUGAAACAGGUGGGGGAGGCAGAGCUGGUGCCACCAGUGAGGCUGCAGGCACCAGCAUGGUUCCCCUGCUUGGCGCUGCCACAGCAGGCAGCACAGCCAGGGCAGCAGAGGCAGGGGCAGGGGGUGUGGUAGGGGCGGUUGCUGCGCUCACUUCACAUUCUUCUGCUGGUUGUGGCAGAGGGGAAGGGGAGAGUGGUGCGUCUGCAGGGCAGGCAGGAUGGGGAUCCAGUGCACGGGAGAAUGGAGGCUCACGGGAGGAAGGCCAUGCAGAGGAAGGGGGGCAUCCAGAGAAGGAGCGGCAUUCAGAGGGUGGAAAGGAAAGGGAUGGUUGUCAAACAAAAGAAAGGGGAGGCAUUGCUGCCAAGGAGCUCAGGGAGGGUAGCAUUGAGGCACCAGCAGUGGAAGGAGCAGAAGGCAAGGGGAAUCGGAGACGGCAGGUGGUGUGGUUUGCAGAUGAAGGCAUGCAACCGGAGCUUCUGGCUAGGGUGCUCAGACCAGCAGCUGAAUGA
Molecule: messenger RNA, 4185 nt
Organism: Closterium sp. Naga37s-1
Lineage: Eukaryota; Viridiplantae; Streptophyta; Zygnematophyceae; Desmidiales; Closteriaceae
Source: the annotation of a GenBank genome assembly